UAGUCGGUGCGGUAUGGCUGUGCGGGCCAGGACGGGAUACUACCGACAGGAGGUAAACAGAACCGCGUGGGAGGUUCCCGAGAGGUACCGGGACCUGAAGCAGGUCGGAACAGGAGCCUAUGGGACGGUGUGUUCAGCAUGGGACCGCCGGAUGGGGACGCAGGUGGCCAUCAAGAAACUCCAUCGGCCCUUCCAGUCUAAACUUUUUGCCAAAAGGGCCUACAGGGAGCUGCGACUCCUCAAACACAUGAAGCAUGAAAACGUCAUUGGGCUGCUGGACGUUUUCACUGCUGAGAUCGCAUUGGACCGCUUGCGUGACUUUUACCUGGUGAUGCCGUUCAUGGGCACUGACCUCGGCAAGCUGAUGAAGAUGGAGAGAUUGUCAGAGGACAGGGUGCAGUUCCUCGUCUAUCAGAUGCUGAGAGGACUCAAGUAUAUCCACUCUGCAGGGAUCAUUCACAGGGACCUUAAACCUGGAAAUUUAGCCAUCAACCCGGACUGUGAGCUAAAGAUUCUUGAUUUCGGCCUGGCAAGGCAGGCCGACGCGGAAAUGACCGGCUACGUCGUGACGCGCUGGUACCGAGCGCCCGAGGUUAUCCUCAACUGGAUGCACUACACACAAACUGGUAAACCCUCGUCACAUUUUGUGUCAACGGGAAUGGAGGAAAAAAAGGCGAAGAGACCCUGUUUCACGACGAGAGAGCUGACGUUUUUCUCUCUUGUUGCAGUGGAUAUUUGGUCGGCAGGUUGUAUCAUGGCAGAGAUGCUGCUGGGGAAGCCGCUGUUCAAAGGAAGUGAUCACCUGGACCAGCUCAGAGAAAUCAUGAAGAUUACAGGAACCCCAGCGGCUGACUUUGUUGUGAAGCUACAGAGCCAAGACGCCAAAAACUACAUCAGAAGUCUGCCAAAAGUGCCAAAAAAAGACUUGCACUCCCUUUUCUCCAAAGCUAGCUCAAAUGCGGUGUGCGUCCUGGAAAAGAUGCUGCUCCUGGACCCGGAGCGGAGGGUGAGCGCCUCGGAGGCGCUCGACCUGCCUUUCUUCAGCGAGUACAGAGAGGCCGAGGAGGAGACUGAGGCGCUGCCUUAUGAUCAGACCAUGGACAACACGGACCUGCCGCUGGACCAGUGGAAACGUAAGAAAUGUCACACUUUCACGGAGAUACUGACCUUCAGGCCGCCCAGGGACUCCAGAGAGACGUCACUUUAAGAGCACACACGUAC
Messenger RNA from Anarrhichthys ocellatus (wolf-eel), 1221 nucleotides. It is a transcript of the gene mapk12b, whose product is annotated as mitogen-activated protein kinase 12b. Lineage: Eukaryota; Metazoa; Chordata; Actinopteri; Perciformes; Anarhichadidae. Gene Ontology annotation, biological process: protein phosphorylation. Gene Ontology annotation, molecular function: MAP kinase activity; ATP binding. Bases 14 to 1207 code for a protein of 397 amino acids. The record is from RefSeq and is a predicted model, not a curated record. The transcript has 11 exons.